AUGUAUAAGGCAAAGCGUGUAUGUGUGAUUGGUGCAGGACCCAGUGGAAUGUCCGCUUUAUAUCAAUUCAAGCAAUUGGAAAUGAAGGGACAGGAAAUUCCAGAGAUUGUGUGCUUUGAAAAACAGUCUGAUUGGGGUGGUCUCUGGAACUAUUCAUGGCGAACAGGUAGGAGAUUAUUUUGCUGGACUUGCAUAAAUCUCAGGGGCGGAUCCAGGAUUUUUUUAGGAGGGGGUGCCCUCGUCUCUUGCUCUACUCCAACACCAAUAAACCACAUAGUUUUUUUUUUUUCAGAAUACCAGUUGUAUUAGAAAACCGUAGGUCAUCUCAGAGGGGGGGUACGCACCCCCUGCACCCUCCCCCUAGAUCCGCCCCUGAAUGUCGAGAAUUCUCCCGACCCCUCUCGUGUUUAUAUCAGGCUAAGCAAAUACAGGAAAAAAGUUUUCUAUUGCUUUAACUUAAAUUAACUUUCCCGCGAAAAAACGCAAAACGCUUAGUUAUGGCAUUGAUUAAAAGAGAAAUUGUUACCGGCCGCGAAGACUUGUUCACGAAGUCUUGCACGCGUAAUCUUGUUCUGCAAAGAAAAAAGGCUUUCCAAUCAAAGCGCGUACUAUCUUAAUUAUUUUUAUAAAGUUUAUUAUUCUCAUCGUAAAAGACUAAGUAAGUUACAGGGAACACGAAGAAGAUGGGACUGAGGGGUGUGGCCCACCAUUUUAUUUUCGUUCACCAGGCCUCCGUUCUUCAAAAGGUGGAGAGCGCUACCCACCACUAUCCAACGGACAAGUGUUAGGGAAACCAAUUGCGUUAUGCAGUGGAUAGUGAUUUACUCGAUGGAUUGCAUUAUCCAUCUUUUGAACAACUGGGGCCAGAUAAAUCUCUAUCCAGCUGAUAGUGCAAUUAGUUUCCCCAAUACUUGUCCGCUGGAUAGCGCUAUCCAACGUUUGAGUGACCGGGGCCAGAUUCAAUACUCACGGAAAUUACUUCAUACUUCAUACUUCAUUACUUUACUCUGUUGAUUUAAAAUUGCGAAGUCUUUAAUUUGCUUGUUGUGAUCCAAAGUUGUUUUUUGGGUGUAUUUUUAGAACUAAGGCGGGGGAUGAGGGAAGAGAAUGAAAGUGUGGUAUUGAUGAAGAGAACGGCAUUAGAAUUAUGAUGGCGGUAGAUAGAAAACAGUAGAAAUGUAGGGGUGGUGAUGGUGGUGGUGGAGGGAAAACCAAUUUAAUGUAAUUGUGAUAGAUGGAAAACAAUAAAAUGUAGGGGUUUUAUUAAUGCCGGUGGACAGGAGAUAAAUGAAAUGCGAUGGUGGUGGGAGGAGGGCAAUAGAAAUGUACUGGAGAGGAGAAACUAUUAAGUGGUUGUUGGGUGAACAAGAAUGAUUAACCGGUAAGUAAGUAAGACCAGGUCAGGGGCGGAUCUAGGGGGAGGAUGCAGGGAGUGCCCCCCACACCACCCUGAGAUGACCUGCGGUUUCCUAUUAUAAACAAUUAUUGGAUGAGGUUUUGUGAUAUUCGGAAUAAUCAAGGUCGAGGUAAGAGUUAUCAGCCGAGCCGAAGGCCGAGGCUGAUAACACUUACCUAGACUUUGAUUAUUCUGGAUAUCACAAAAACCAAAUCUAAUAAUUGUUUUAAUUAUUAUACACUGUUUUGAAGAAAUAACGGCAAACACGUCGUCGCAAAGAACCUGAAUUGAUAUUGUUAUUGGAAAUCAGGCAUUGCGCGUGCAACCUACAGAUUAGUCAGUUAUGGCUAGCAUGCAGGUCUCAGUUGUUCAAAAGUUGGAUAGCACUAUCCAGCGGAUAAAUCACUAUCCAGCGAAUAAGUACUAGGGAAACCAAUUGUGUUAUCCAGUGGAUAGAUUUUUAUCCGGUGGAUAGUGCUAUCCAACGUUCGAACAACUGGGGCCAGAUGACUAACUAAUCUGUUACUCUGCAAAAAAAAUCUUUGUGGUUUAUUGGUGUUGAAGUAAAACAUGAGACUAGGCUGAAGAAUUUGUGUUAAAUGCCGUAGUUUGGCACAAGAGUCUGCUGUAUCGUUUGAUAUGUAAUCUCAGCAGUUCCUAUUAUGUUAUUUCCUGGUCAAAAGCCUUCUUCUUCGUAUUCGCUUUUAAAAUUUGUUUACGUCAGCAGUCAGUUGUACCAUUCCUUUGUGGUGCACCCACUCCUAAGAAAAAUCCUGGAUCCGCCCUGUAGAUUCAAUGCAAAUCUAUCAUGUUUGUUUGUUGAAUGUGAUGGUAGUGGUAUCUGUGAAUGGCAGGCAAGAGAAAUAUGGUGAUGGUGCACUCUUCAUGAAGUAGUUGAGUUGAUAGAUGACCUGAGCACGUAGAACGUAGAACAAAAGAUGUAUCUGCUUUGUUCACAGAUACCGAUGAAUACGGAGAACCUAUACAUGGAAGUAUGUACCAGGGUCUGUGGACAAAUGGUCCAAAGGAAUGUUAUGAAUUUCCAGACUAUACAUUUGAAGAUCAUUUUGGAAAACCUAUUCCAUCGUAUCCACCAAGGGAGGUCUUUCGUGAUUAUCUGACAGUUAAGUAUUUUUGA
Messenger RNA from Porites lobata, 2534 nucleotides. The record is from the annotation of a GenBank genome assembly. Lineage: Eukaryota; Metazoa; Cnidaria; Anthozoa; Scleractinia; Poritidae.